CUCAUUCUGCCCAUGAAGACCGCCCUCAACACGAGGGAGCCCCGCAUCAUCUGCCCGACUCUCAAGAUCCUCCAGCAGAUGAUUCUGUUGAGCCCCAUGAUCGGCCAGGCGCUGGUGCCGUACUACCGACAGCUCCUUCCGAUGUUCAACCUGUUCCGUGGGAUGAACAGCAACAUAGGAGACGCCAUCGAUUACAACCAGCGUUCCAGGAUCAACGUUGGGGAACUCAUCAUGGAGACCCUCGAGGUGAUGGAGCAGUUUGGAGGACCCGACGCCUUCAUCAACAUCAAGUACAUGAUUCCAACGUAUGAGAGCUGCGGGCCCUGACGCUUUUGUGCUGCCCUGACACGGGCCGGAGGAUUCACUUGCGUUCUCGAGAAACGGACGGCGGGACGAGGAGAUUUGACCGGCCGGGAGGGAGAGAAUAGAAAG
Molecule: messenger RNA, 432 nt
Organism: Ectocarpus sp. CCAP 1310/34
Lineage: Eukaryota; Phaeophyceae; Ectocarpales; Ectocarpaceae
Source: the annotation of a GenBank genome assembly